AUUUGUUCGCGACUAACUCGAUUGGGCGGUGAAACUGUGACACUAACAACUUUUUACAAUGCUAAAAUCGCUUAACAUACGAGUACUCGUAAUUGGCUUACUCUGUACCAGCCCCGCCUAUGUUAAGACCCUUGAAUAUUAUACGGAAAAGCCCUCAUAUAUUGAAUCGUGUCGCAUUAAUGAGCCAGACUUUACCAACUGCUCAACUCGUUCCAUACAGGGAUUCCUCAACGCAGUCAUUGAAGGUAUACCCGAAAUUGAGGAAUCUUUUGGACCGAUAGAUCCCAUGAAACAAGACCAACUGUCUUUCAAACAGGAAAACAGCGAUAUCGUUUCCAUCUCCGCAAAUAUAACCAAUCUUGUAAUACGCGGCUUUGGCAAAAUGGUGCUCAAGGAGAGCAAGGUAAGCAAGAAGGACUUUAGCUGGCAGGAUCACAUUUACAUUCCCAAAAUGCGAAUUGAUGGUAAUUACAAAAUGCUUGGACGCGUUUUAAUAAUUCCACUGCACGGAUCUGGCACUUUAUUUAUCGAGAUAGAUGAACUUAAUAUAUUUAUGAAUGCCACGACACGCAUCUAUGAAAAGGGAGGAUACACCUUCUUCAGCGUGAUUGCGGUGAGUGUUAAAUUAGAUGUGGGCCGUGUCUGGACAUAUAUGGACAAUCUGUUCAACGGUCAUAGCAAGGAUGUGGAACGCAGUACAAAUGAGUUCUUUAAUGAGAACUGGCGUGAGUUCUACGAAGCGUUACAUCCACUAAUUGUGGAAACAGUGGAGCGCACAUUGCUCGAUCUGCUGAAGAAGAUGUUCAAUUUGAUGCCCGCCAAUUUCUUUGUGGAGGAUAUACCCAAUUCCCUGGCUUUGUAUGGGCUAAAAACGCGGCUUAUAGUGUAGAAUUAUGUGAUUAUUGAAAAAACAGUCCGUUUUCAAUUAAUUGUUACAGUUAAAGAAUAAAUGCAAAAGCUCAA
This is a messenger RNA of Drosophila grimshawi, 963 nucleotides long. RefSeq names its product protein takeout-like. Bases 59 to 889 code for a protein of 276 amino acids. The record is from RefSeq and is a predicted model, not a curated record. The transcript is spliced from 5 exons. Lineage: Eukaryota; Metazoa; Arthropoda; Insecta; Diptera; Drosophilidae.